This is a messenger RNA of Durio zibethinus, 1324 nucleotides long. Its product is annotated as putative calcium-binding protein CML43. The record is from RefSeq and is a predicted model, not a curated record. NCBI's taxonomy places the organism in Eukaryota, Viridiplantae, Streptophyta, Magnoliopsida, Malvales, Malvaceae. Gene Ontology annotation, molecular function: calcium ion binding.
GUUGAACGCGCCUUAUCCCUUAUAAAAUAGCACAAUUAAUAUUUGACAAUAGCAACCAGUGCAAUAGCUAUUUCCGCUUCACCCUUCUCCAUUGUCAACGCUAAUACACACUUCUCCAUUCCCAUUCCCAUUCCCAUUCCAUACCGUUCCACUGGGAACCUGCUUGUUGCCAAUUCCAUCAACAAUAUUAAGAAACCCUAACUUAGAUUGAACUAACAAGCCAUAAAUGGAAGAAGAAGCAGCAGCCUCAGGGAAUGGAACUUCGCAAUGCAAACGCAGCCUCAGUAGAAAGGCCUCAUCCACGUCAUUUCGUCUACGCUGUCCUAGCCUCAACUCCCUCCGUCUGCGACGCGUAUUUGAUAUCUUUGACAAGAAUGGUGAUGCCAUAAUCACCGUCCAAGAGAUUAAUUUGGCCCUUUGUCGUCUAGGCCUUGAAACAGAUAUCUCUGAGCUGGAUUCAACCAUCAAAUCAUUUAUAAAGCCGGGUAACAUAGGUCUCACGUUCGACGAUUUUGUUGCUUUGCAUCAGUCAUUGGACGAAACUUUGUUUGGAUUGGAGUCGGAGGAGAGUAUUGAGGAAGAGGCAGUUGAAGGAGAGGCGAAGAUGUCGCAGGUGGAGUCAGAUCUGACGGAGGCUUUUAAAGUGUUCGACGAGGAUGGGGAUGGUUUCAUCUCUGCCCAGGAAUUGCAAGUGGUGUUGGGGAAACUGGGAUUGCCAGAAGGGAGAGAGAUUGAUAGAGUUCAACAAAUGAUCUGUUCCGUUGACCAAAAUCAUGAUGGGCGUGUGGAUUUCUUCGAGUUCAAGCACAUGAUGCAGAGCGUUGUCGUCCGCGGCUCUUGAUCAUCUUCUUUCUUUUGCAAGCUAUAUAGCUAAUACUACAUCAAGUGCUGAGCAGUACUUUGGAGACAAAAAUGUCACGAGUGCUGCUGUAACUGUGGUAGACAUUGGCAGAUGUAGAUCAUACACAGGUGAAAGCUUUGCUGCUAAAAUUUCCUGGAAACUAAAGAGGAAACUUCCUUGUUGUCCCUAUUCAUAAGAGAUAUAUAGAUAUAAAGGUUAACGGGGUAUUCCAGAUUUUUGUUUUGAUAUGCGGUGGCUAGCUGCUUCAUUUGGCUUUCGUAACUUCAAAUUUAGAGCCUUUUGGCGCUGAGCAGAUUCAGCAGACUGGAAUUAGAGCAAACGUCUGCAAAAGCAUAUAAUAUUGUUCAUACAAUCAGGAGCAUCAUUUAAUUUCCCUGUCUGUAUAUGUAUGUAUAUCUUCAUGCUAUAUAUGCUAACAAACAAAAAUCAUCACUGAGCCAGCCAAUAUCAUUGAUUUGGUAG